This is a messenger RNA of Annulohypoxylon maeteangense, 5612 nucleotides long. RefSeq lists its product as uncharacterized. Gene Ontology annotation, molecular function: ubiquitin-protein transferase activity; RNA binding. Lineage: Eukaryota; Fungi; Ascomycota; Sordariomycetes; Xylariales; Hypoxylaceae. The record is from RefSeq and is a predicted model, not a curated record. Gene Ontology annotation, biological process: protein ubiquitination. Gene Ontology annotation, cellular component: CCR4-NOT complex. The transcript has 7 exons. Bases 457 to 4941 code for a protein of 1494 amino acids.
GGUCAACGUUUCUUUUCGGCGACGCUCUGAUCCAAUCUUUCUGCAUUAAACCUCCUUUGCCUUUUUACCUUCACCUGCACUUUUACCUCGUUACCCUCAAUCAUCUCUGGUUUAACGUCCACUCAACCACCCUCUCCAAGCAUUCGCGACGUUUCUUAACAACCCAGAUUUGUUUUCCAUAAUCUCUCAUUUCCUUUAAACGCGGGUUUACGGGGGGGUUUCGCAUGCUUUUUCCUCGGUAUAAUCACCACUUCUCUUUUCCUGCAUAAUCACCCGAUAUUUCAACCCAAAUCUUAACGAAUAAGGAAGACGCGCUUCUUGAACACGCAUCAACGCAUACCUUACAAGUAACUGGCGACUCAAUACACGAAUACAUCGUCGCCGAUAUCUGGGUUGGUGUUGGAGCUAUUUGGUCGAGCAGCCUCAAGUUUGCAAUCAAGCUUGAUCAAGAUCAAUAUGGCUCCUCAAGAUAGCUUCAUCGAUGAUGAAGAGGAUACCUGCCCUCUGUGCAUAGAAGAGUUCGAUCUUUCCGACAGAAACUUUAGGCCGUGUCCCUGCGGAUAUCAAAUCUGCCAGUUCUGCUACAACAAUCUAAAAAACAACCUGAACGGAUUAUGUCCUGCAUGUCGACGACCAUACGACGAAAAAGACAUCAAGUGGAAGGUGGUUACUCAUGAAGAGGAGGCGGAGUUUCGAGCAAACAUUCAGAAGAACCAGAAGAAGCGAGCAACGGAGCAACGUCAAAAAGAAGUUCAGAAGCGCGAAGCCGAAAAAGAAAGCCGCAAGAAUCUUCAAGGUGUCCGUGUUGUACAAAAGAACCUUGUUUACGUCACAGGUCUAACACCUACUGUACGCGAAGAUGAGCUACUGAAGACUCUUCGCAAGCCUGAGUUCUUUGGCCAGUAUGGUAACAUCCAGAAGAUUUCGAUUAGUAACCGCAAGUCUGCCGAUGGACAACCUCAGUCACUAGGUAUUUACGUAACGUUCGAGAAGAAGGAUGAUGCUGCUAGAUGCAUACAAGCUGUACACGGCUCGCAGAACGGCGACCGUAUUCUGAAAGCGCAGCUAGGAACGACCAAGUACUGUUCGGCGUGGCUUAGGCAUGAACAGUGCGGAAAUCGACAAUGCAUGUUCCUUCACGAGCUUGGCGACGAAGAGGACAGUUACUCCCGGCAGGACCUCUCAUCCCUAAACAGUGUUCAUACUCAGCGACCCCUCUCGAAUAAUGCGUCGUCGUCGUCACGUUCCGCAUCGCGACAACAGGCCCCAUCACAUCCGCCGCCCGUCGGAUCACAAUCCAUGGUUCGCACCUCCAGUAAAGAAGGCUCAGAUGCUGGCGAUGGCCCGGCUCUACCAGCCUCGGCGAAUUGGGCACGUACCACUCAGCAGCGAAGUAGGAGAGGAAGUCAUGCUACUAGCGGUGCUGCUUCAAGUCCUGCUAUAUCUACGUCGUUACCUGUUACCAGUGAAGCCUCCCAAGAGGCAAAUGAAUCUGCAGUGGUUAUAGAACCGCCUCCUUCUACUUCUACUUCCACCUCCACUUCUCGGAAAGCUGAGAAACAACCAGCAGCUGAGACGUCUGCUAAGAACUUGCCUGCUCCUGCUCCUGCUCCUGCUCCUGCUCCUGUUCCUACUACUGUCAAAUCAUCAAGUGAAGACGAUAUACCCGAUUUCAGCAUUAUUCUAAAGCAUCUGUCCGAAUACCCGGAAAGUGCCUUCGCACCAAUCAAGGAUGCUGGCGAUGACUACCCCCCUUUAUUUGACGUCAACGGGGGUAAACGAAGACGAGCUAUGAGAGACGAAGAAGAGAAUCGUCUAGGCGAGCAUGAUGAGCAGGUCGAUAACCUUGAGCCUUCCGAAGGUGAACCGGAGAGUGGUAGUCUCGCUCUAGGCGGUGAACCUGAAGACAGAGACCAGGGUCGUAAUAGUGGUCGCUUCGACCAGAGACGCAAUCCGGCGCAGCCCCCGAUCCAGCGAACGAACACAAGCGACUUGUUCGGACCAACUCUAUCUGGAUAUGGUGCAGCUGCCUCGGCCGUCGGUUCCGGCGGAGGCCGUACUAUUACGCCACAAUUAUUUGUUCGGCCUCAGAAUAGCUUUGCCGAUCAGAUGCCGCCUGGUAUCUUACCACAGUCGUCUUCUCUCUUCCAAGGUCAGGGUCAUAGUCGCCAGCAAUCCAGAUUCAGUUUUGCGAAUGAGAAUAACUCAAGCUCGAUCAACGUGAAGUCGACUGGUGAUCCAAGAUACAUGGCUCAGCAAUCAUCGAUGAUGCCCUCCGCGUAUCGUUCGCAGCCAGGCAAUCAGCUAUAUCCUUCAUCUAUACCAGGGCCACCGCCAGGACUUAAGUCAGCUGGAUCAACGCCUGUUAAUGGUGGAAUGUUCGGUCAGGGAAAUUCGUUUGGGGGAUCAGUGUUUGGUGUAGGAUCCAAGGACACUUCGAGUGAGCUACUCCAGUCCAUCAUCCGUGGAAGAGGUGCGGGUAGCACCCAGGCCCACGAGGCGGCAAAGCUAGAUCUUGCGGACCCGAGUAUUUUGCAGGCGAGAAUGCAACACCAGCAACAGGGAACCAGUACCGGAGUCGGACAGGGGCUGUAUGGUGGACAAAACCAAGACGAUGACCUCUUACCUCUCGACGAGGCAUCCUCGUCCGUGGAUGCUCUCGUUGCCGAUGAUGACGACCCGGAAAUUUCUCGACUGUCGUUUCUAUCGGAUGAAGGAAGGGUGCCGUCCGUCCCCCCGGGACUCGGUCUUAGUCAUGCGCAUCCUCCCGCACCCAUCGCACCUAUCGCACCCCUCGCCGAGAGGAGUUCGACUCCUGUCCCGCACGGCCAGGGGAGUCAGAUUUUGAUAUCAUCAAAAUCACCUGCUAUUCCGCGGCCCGUAACCCCAUUAAUUACAAGAACUAUUCCAAAGUAUGUCACUUCGAGUAAGGUAGAAAAAAUUGCUGCUGGUGGAAUAGAAGCGAAGAAGAGUAUUAAGGAGCUUAUCGCGAAAAAUCAUGUGGCAAACGAUCUUGCAGCUCAGUUGUCGAAGUUAUCGAAGGGUAAGGGUGUUCUCCAGGAAGAGGACUUUCCAGCUCUCGACUCUGUCAAAAUUAGCUCGCCUCCGAGGAUUACUCCAAUUUUACCUUCGAAGCCAUCAUCAUCUACUAAGACGCCACAGGGCAAGAGGGUCACUAGCAGCGCGGCAAGCCAGGCGCUAUCAGCAAAACCUACAACUAGUAAAUCUGACAAGCGUCCAGUUCCUGGCAUACUUGACAUCGCGGCGGCCACGAAAACUGUUCCACAGACUAGUGUCAGUGAAACUUUUACAACUAGUGGAACAGAUAAAUUGGCUGGUCAAGUUCCUAACAGUGCUACCCAGCCUCAGAAACCCCAAGGAGCUUUUACCUUGCCCACUCCCACGCCUACCACGGCAUCCAUAUCUUCCCCCUUGGCGAAGGUUGCUCCGAAGACUCUUCGUCUCGUCCAUACCCCUAAGACGGAAGCACCACCUAUUCAUAUACCCCCUGCGGCUGUUGCGUCAAUUCGAGCUGCUGGAAUAACAGGUUCUGCCCACAGACCCGCAACACCGGCUAGUGAGAUCAUAUCAGACACUGCAUCUAUAGUUAGUAAUUCUGUGUCCGUGUCUCGAACAAGCUCUCCGCCACCCUCAAAGCUUGGCUCUGCACCUGUGCGCAUAACUACGAAGAGUCAGCAGCGCAAACAACGCAAAGAAGCUUCGAAGGAAGCCGCUGCACAGAUUGCUGAGUCAAAGCCAGUCGAGAAAGAAGUAGAGAUCGCGCCCAUUCUUGGAAGAAAGAAGAAGCAGAAGAAGGAAAAGAAGAUGACCACUGCGAGUCGUCCGGAAACGCCUAGCGGUACAGAGCCGCAGGCAGAAUUCUCGGCGUUGAGGAAUGCUCCUACUCCAAUUCCCGAAGAUAUGGGCGAAAAGACCAAUAGAGGCACUAGAAGCUCUUCCUUAGCCGAGUCACCCAAAAUCGGCGUGCAAAAGAACAAGGCGACGAAGAGUCCCCCUAGAAGCCCGGUAGCCAUUGACACUUCUAUUAAAUUGAACGAGUCAACAAAGACUACGGUUUUGACUCCCGACUACGUUGGUCAUUCUUCGGAACCUAAGCCGGAACAGCCAAUGGACGAUGAUGUGGGUGAAGUUCCUCACCUUCGUGAUGUAUUUCGAGAUCUCGUGGACGACGGCAGCCUUCGCGACGAGGAAUCAAUCAGCUUUUUCAAGCCCGCGCAAGGCUACCGCUCAGAGUUCAUUGGCAACGUUGAUAUCCCAUCGACCCUUGCACCUACGCUGAAGGCAAUUGUCACCAAAGAGGACGAGGACAAGCUUAAUGCAUUCCAGUAUGUCAGAAAAGUAGUGAACGAGCACACCGUGCUCCUAACUCCCAACGGGGACUACCUUCUAAACUUGACCGAUGACGAGGCCGAGCUAUUCAUUCAGCUUCAGGAUCGCAUCAGGAUGGAGAGCGCACUCCCGACAACAUUUUCAGCACCUCGCCAUACGCCUGCAACGGGAUUCAGCCUUGUUAAGAAUCGCGCGGUCCCUAACGGAACGCCGUCGUAUUUCCCAGCUGGGCCAGACAACUACCCUAGCGACCCGGUAGGCAAGAUGCACCGGGAAGAAGCAAUUAGUUGUAUUAACCAGAACGUGAACCUCCAGCAACUUGCGCCGUGGAUAUGUCCCCCAGGAGAGAACCCCGAAGACCGCAGUAAGAUGUUCUCCGGUAGGCCCGGCGACGAGUUCAACGGCGACGGCGUGUACGGGUGCCAGGAUAACGUUAACGGCGGCCCAUCCCCAUCGAUCGGCAGCGCGCCGCUGAUGACUGUCGAAGACGCCGAGGCGGCGCUUACGGCGGCGAGAAAGCAACACGAGGUGCUCGAUAAGAAGUUCAGACAGCUGCAGACUAAGAAUAGGCGCCUGGUGGGACUACAUUGACUGCCUGAUAGUGCUCGAGGGGACGUCGCGACGUACGUUGUUGUUGCGGCGAUGUGGGUUAUGGGUGCCGUGUCCGCGGCGGUGCUAAGUCUAGCGAGGUUUGUCCUUGGUGUGGCGUUAGGGACGGACGUGGGGGAUCUCGGCGUUUACGUCUUUGCGCGGGAUUAGGGGGGUGGUAUAUUUUAUGGGUUGGUGGUUUGCUUAUUACGAGAGCUGGGGGUCUACGGGAUUAGGGUGUGGACUUGGUGUUACGAUAUUUGUACGAGUACCAGUCAGUGUACGAGUGAGUCCCGGUUUGCGUGAUAGCAUCGCAACUCAACAUGGUCACGACGACCGAACAUGGUGGAGGGAUUGAUGAUGACCGGCUUCGGCUCCAUCACGGCGUUAGGUAUUAAGGAAGGGUGGCAUUCGUUUAUUGCAUGAGAAUUGAUGCGCGAGCAUAAGCAUGGUUUGUGUGUACUAAGCUAUUAAAUCGGCAGUACCUACUUCAGUAUUAGGGAGUAGGGGUACAUAGGCAUGGCCAUGGUUAUGGCUAUAGCUGUUGUAGCUGCUACGUAUAUGAACUACGCUGAUUUAUUAUCGAUGUGCUUGGCUUUUUUGUUGGGUAUUUGCUUGAGGUUGUGAUAUGAUGGCAGUUUUUGGGAUAAAAAUGUCUCGAUCGUAGUUCUUGU